Chara braunii is the source of this 949-nucleotide messenger RNA. NCBI's taxonomy places the organism in Eukaryota, Viridiplantae, Streptophyta, Charophyceae, Charales, Characeae. The record is from the annotation of a GenBank genome assembly.
GCUCUCUACGAACCCUGUGGUCCAUAAAUCGAGUCAAUAGGUCUUGUCAGUUACGGGGAGAGUCUAAGUGGUGAGGAGUGGAACUGUCACUUGGUUGUGCACUUUUCUCCAUGGUUGACACGCGUAGUGGCCGGAGCACCUCCCCCUACACCGCCGAAGAGGAGGCGAAAGCCGCCGCCCUCCUGAAGGAGAGAAGAGAGAAGAAGGAGCCCAAGAAGAAGGCCCUGAUGGAGGAAGAGGCGACGAAGAUGAGGAAGAUUGAGGAAGAGAUGGCCAGAGAGAAGGAGAGACUAAAGAGAGAAGCAGCGAAGCUCAAGGCGGUAGAAGAGGAGGAAGAGGAGGAAGAACAACCACUGGAAAGGCGAAGGGCAGGAGGAAGAGGUGAGUCCAGUGGCACAAAAGAAGAUUUAAUGGAGAAGAAGAUUACAGAGUGGGUUGUUGGAUUAUCCCUAGGAGAAGAUGAGGAGGUCUUGAUAUAUGUGUCCAGGGAGGAACAGGAGGCGGCCGUGAAAGAGUGGGAUGCUGAAGAAGAUCCACUCAAGCGGCAGGUUUUGGAAGAUGAGAAAAGUAUGGAGUGGAGGUUUCGGGACUUUGCACGGGAAUUGGCGACACAGGUGGGCUCUGAAGUGAGGGCCCGCCUAGAAGGCACAGAGCGAUAUUGCACAAACGCCAUAGAGGGCGCCAGACUGACCGCUCCAAAAGAGGAAGAAGCGCGUCCCCGUAGGGAGCCUGUCAAAGUCAAAUUUCCCGAUUCCUAUAGCGGGAAGAAUUGGGAAACGAACAUCAAAACGUACGUACACUUACUGAAAGAUCUUAAUAGCCAUCCACGCUCUGAAGGAGGAAGCCGCCAGUUUUGCCCGUUCCUUGGUCCGUGCCGCUAAUUGUAAUGAUGAUGUAGUUGCUUAUUCUGCCUUCACCCCCCUCGUUGACUUUCUAAAGUUAGUGCGCG